AGUUUACAAGAGUUGGAAAGGUAUAAUAGAAAUAGAAGAUAAAAAUAUGGCGGUAAAGUCAAAAGAAGGUUAUUUGUAUUAAUGGUGCGCAAUAAAGUCGGAAAAAUUUUCGGAGUGAACACGAGUCAAAUCCAGAGUUAUUUUGGAGUGAAUAUGGAACGGAUGACUGUGCAUUCAUUUAAACCCCUUGGAGUAAAGUUUACUACUAAAGGGAGUUUAUUUUAAUAUCAAAACUCCGAAUCGAAUUGAAUGCGGAUUUAAAUAAAAUCAAGACUACUCCGAAAUUACUCCGCUGAAAAAAAAAAAAAAUUUCCUAUUUACCCCGUAUGUGAAGUGAUUUUUUAAAAAAUCCGGAGCUCGAGUGACGGAGUGAAUGCGGUUUUAAAAAAAUCUAGACCAUUCCGAAAUUACUCCGCUGAAAAAAAAAAAAUUUCCUAUUUACCCCGUAUGUGAAAUGAUUUUAAAAAAAAUCCGGAGCUUCAAGUGGCGAAGUGAAUGCGGAUUUAAAAAAAAAAUUUAGAUAACUCCGAAAUUACUCCGUUGAAAAAAAAAUUUCCUAUUUAUCCCGUAUGCGAAGUGAUUUAAAAAAAAAAAUACGGAACUCCGAGUGACGGAGUGAAUGCGGAUUCAAAUAAAAUCCAGAUCACUCUGAAAUUACUCCGCUGAAAAAAAAAAAAAAAAUUUCCUAUUUACCCCGGAUGUGAAAUAAUUGAAAAAAAAAAUCGGAACUCCGAAUACAAUCCGAAUUUUUCUCAGUGUAAAGACAAAAAAAUUUUUGAAUUUAAUAAUCAGUUAAAUAUUUUUUUAAAAAUUUAUUGAAAAUGUAAGAUUAAUGAGCGUUCUUACAAGUGUUCUAUUACGGACACUAAUAAAUAAUAACGUAUAUAAAAAAUAUAUAUAGUAUAUAUCUAGGUAAACUGAUAACAUUGAAGUAGAUUGAUGACAAAAAUGGAUCAACUCAAAUGGUUUAACUUGACCUGUUGGGACGAACAUGAAAAAAAAAAAACCGAGAUAGUUUUGGCAGUCAUCGAAGCGCAAGUAAUCCGUACGAUAAUCCAGUGGUGAGAGUAUUCGGACAAGCAAAGACUGUGUCCAACGUACUCGGUCUUUCACGAUCGAUUGAGGUUGCUUUUAAGGUAUUAAAUAAACGAUUGACAGGAUGGAGGAUAGUUUGGAUGCCAUAGAAAAUGCUAACGGCGAUGAGAAAAAGACAUACGAGGAUGCUUCCAGAAAUGUGGGUCGUCAGGAAGAAACAUCAAGUGGAUUGCAGCAACAGACAGACACGCGAUCUGAUAGAAAAAUCGAUCCUAUCCCCUCACCUGCCAUUGAUUCGAUAUUCAACAACCAAAGUUUUCAUUUCAGGGUAUUCAAAAAAUCUCUACCCAACAAUAAAUUGAUCCUUUACUUAAUUAAUCGCGAUCUCAUAGUCUACAAUGGGAAAAUAGAUAAGCUCUUGGGCGUAAUAAUGGUAGAUCCAGAAUACGUUGAAAACAAACGGGUGUACGGACAAGUCACUUUGACCUUCCGAUAUGGACGAGAGGAUGAAGAGGUAAUGGGACUAAAAUUUUGCACCGAGGCAAUAGUCUGCUUCGCCCAACUGUAUCCUCCAUAUCCGGGCUCAGAUCACCAAGAGCCAUCGACAGCUUUACAGGAAGCUCUAAUUAGAAGAUUAGGGCCUACUGCUCAUGCAUUUUCCAUGGAGAUUCCAGCAGUUGCUCCACCCUCGGUCCAUCUUUUACCCGCUAAAGAGUAUAAUGGAGCACCAAUUGGAACUUGUUACGAUGUAAAAGUUUAUGUUGCUGAAAGAACAGAUGAAAAAGUUCAUCGUAAUUCAGCAAUACGAAUGGGAAUAAGAGUUGUACAACGUACAAAUCCAGCACCUGUACCAGUGAGUAAUCUCUACUCGGUUUCAGAACCGGCAACAAUUCAAUCUGACUGCAGGCCACAAAGGACACGAAUAAUGGAGGGUGAGAAUGAGAUCGUUGAGUGCGACGAGCCACAACCUCCCCAUGCCAUAGUCGAGAAACCAUUUCUACUAAAUGCCGGUUCAAUACGCCUAGAGGUGCAUCUAGAUCGCGCUAAUUAUACUCACACCGACGCUAUACAAGUCCACGUGACUAUUAAUAAUGAUAGUCACAAAUCCGUAAAGAGGAUUCAGAUUCUACUACUUCAGCACGUGGACGUGUGUAUGUUUAAAAGUGGUAAAUUUAAAAACGUCGUCGGAGCAGAGGCAGAGCGAGAAAAUUGCCCUCUAGCACCUGGGACAAAUUUCACAAAAACGUACAGCGUUAAGCCGACAAUGAGUUCAACUAAAAAUUGGAUCGCGCUUGAAGAUAAUUAUACGAAAACCGGAAGUAGUUUGGCCUCAACAGUCGUCUGCGCUGGAUAUAAUGAUAAAGACAGAGAUCCUUUUGCGAUCAAUGUAUCUUAUUACGUAAAAGUAAAACUUCUCGUUUCAUUGAUGGGCGGAGUAGUUUCUGUCAAAUUGCCAUUUACGUUAAUGAAUCGAACUUCGGAUUCCGAGCUCUGUAGCUUUCCAUCACCGCUGAGGAACCCGUCGUCGCCGAUGGUGGCAACAUCGAAUGAAAAUAAUGUAUGCAAAGACGAAACAGGACAUUUAGCGGUGAUGGAAACGUCUGUUCAAAUGGACAGCGGGAAAGUGAGCACUGAGUUGGCAAAAAGGAAAAUUACUGACGUGGAUAUUAUAGAGAAGAAUGAGACUUCGGAAAGUACCUGAGAGCAGGACAGGGCUUACGUUGUCAUAAGCCAGCCCAGUAAUAUCAACAAUUCAAAUUCAAAUAAUAAUAAAAGUAUUACGAGUAAUACCAUCAGAAAUCUCGGUAAUACUAAUCACGGAAAUUGCACAGAGGGUUUCAGUAUUCAAAGAGCUUGUUGUUGUUUUCGACGAGCGUCCUAGUGUAUAUCAACUGUAUAAAUUUAAUUAUCUUCGAUAAGUUUAUUGAUACAAAACAGUCAAUUUAAUUGUUAAGAUUUUUUUUUCUAAAUAUUUUCACUAAAAAAAUUUACGGGAUAUUUGGAAAUUAAAAUUUAAAAUUUUUUUAAAUUUGAAUUUUCCCGCCAUUUCUUUUUUAUUUUAAUAGUUUGACAAUUUAUUCAUGUAAAUUUUGAAAAACUGAAUAGAAAAGUGAAAUGACACUGAAGUUAACCGACGUCUUAUAAUUUUUGGAUUUUUAUUCAAAAUAAUAAAUUAAAAAAAAAAUAUUUGAAAAAUUGCACCUAUAGUUUUUUUAAUUUUCUACCUGUGCUCAUUAAAAUUUUUUUUUUUUUUUUAAUAAUUAAUUUGUUAAAAAAAAAAUCCGAAAAUUGUCUAUUAACCUCAGGAUCAUAAAGUGAAAAUAUUUAAAAAAAAAUAUUGUGAAGAAUAAAAAUGUAAUUUUUAGAAUAAGAUUUAUUUUUUUUGUAUCAACAGAAGCCAAAGUAUAUCAAAAAAAUUAUAUAUAUAUAUAUUUAUUUGGUAAGCUUUAUGUUAUUAUUUUUUGUAACGGAUAUAUCUUUUUACUGCCAUCGACAGCCAAUCUCAUAAAAAAAAUUAAUCUCUCUAUUUUUCUUACUCUUUACAAUUAUUUUAAUUAAUUACUUAAUUAAAUUUAUAAGAAAAAUAAUAUUCUAGUAUUUUGAAUUUGUACAAAAAAUGUAAUUUACUAAAAAAUAUCUUUCCGAUCUGUAUCUAAUGAACUGUAGUUAAAGUUUAAUAAACAAAUAAUUUUAUGUACAAAAAAUAAAU
Messenger RNA from Microplitis mediator, 3745 nucleotides. RefSeq names its product arrestin homolog. The coding region runs from base 1160 to 2737 and encodes 525 amino acids. Gene Ontology annotation, molecular function: G protein-coupled receptor binding. Lineage: Eukaryota; Metazoa; Arthropoda; Insecta; Hymenoptera; Braconidae. The record is from RefSeq and is a predicted model, not a curated record. The transcript has 10 exons. Gene Ontology annotation, biological process: G protein-coupled receptor internalization; signal transduction. Gene Ontology annotation, cellular component: cytoplasm.